Molecule: messenger RNA, 663 nt
Organism: Micromonas pusilla CCMP1545
Lineage: Eukaryota; Viridiplantae; Chlorophyta; Mamiellophyceae; Mamiellales; Mamiellaceae
Exons: 1
Coding region: 1-663 (220 amino acids)
Source: RefSeq, a predicted model, not a curated record
AUGCGGCGACCCGCGCUUCGCCCGGGCCCGCUGCUCGCGAUCGUCCUGACCCUCGCGUCCGCGGCGACGCCGCGCGCGUCCGCGGCGAGCGCGUGCUCCGUCGCCGCCUCCGGACGACCCACCGCGAAGGGUUUCGCGUGCGAGGUCGCGCUCGAUCCGUCCGCGACGCUUCACUGGACCGUCGGCCCGGCGCCCGCGACGGACGGCGUCGCGGCCGUCGCCGCCGACGACGUGUCGUUCGCCGUCGUCGCCGACGCCGCGAGCGGCGUCGUGGGGCUCUCGUUCCAGAGCGGCCCCGUCAUGGUCCCCGCGCGCGCGGUGAUGUCGACCGUCGACGCCGCGGGCGCCAACGCCGACGUCGCCGCGUACGCGCUGAACGGAUACAACGCGGCGGGGGUCGCCGCGGACGCGACGUUCGCGCUGUCCUCCGCCGCGGUCGCCGUCGAGGCGGGCGUCACGACGCUCGCGUUCGUCGCCGCGAAGUCGACCGUCGGUCUCGAGCGAUUCCGAGGCGCGUCUACCCUGCGCCGCGUGACUGGUCCCCAUACGACCGCGUUCGCGCGGCGCGCGCCGUUCCUCGAGGAUUCUCGCCGUCGUCUCUCCGCGUCCACCCCACGCUUUCAAUCCCUACGCGCCUCGACGCCGCCUCGCGGCUCCGACUGA